AUGAUGUUCAAAUUGUCCGUCUUGCUGGCAUGCCUUAACUUCUGGCUGGUGUCGUCCAUGACCUCCACUGGACGCGCUGGCCAUGGUCUGGUAGGAUAUGGCAUCACCAUGUACAACCCGCCGUGUGCAUUCGCCUGUCGAUCUGCUAUCUCUUCUAGCCCCCUCAACUGCACAGAAUCCAGUCUGGAUAUGCCUGGUCACUCGAUGAUGGCGAUGGGCAGUGGGGAAACUACGCCUGAGUGUUACGCUACUGAUGAUGUGUUUCUGCAGACGCUGGCGUGGUGCGUUUCCUCUUACUGCAAAGAUAUCCCAACCUGGAAGCUUGAGAAGUACUGGAAGAUGAACGUGGCUGGAAUCGCAGCAGUGCAGCCAGACGCCAAAGAAUCAUAUCAGCAGGCGCUGGCGAAGGUUAGCUCGGUACCGACUGAGACUCUCGUGAGCGGCGAUCCGUUGAAUAAGACUAGCCUCGUGUCCAACGAUGACUAUAUGACCAACUGGAAUGCCAUGAUUGCAUUCGAGGGUGUCGAAGGCUCGCAUGAAAAAUAUGGUCUUGUCCUCCUCCUUUCAGGGAUCGUCAUUCCCAUCGCCUUCUCACUUCUCCGGUUCGUCCCUUGGCCAGCACACCUCAUCUCAAAGUUCAACGCCGUUUUCAUAUACCCACCUGCGUUCGGGUCGCGCCACAGUGAAGCAACAUUUGGCUUCGCCCAUGUUCCCACCCGUGGUCAAGCUUUCUUCAUCACCUAUCUCAUCGUUAUCAACGUUGUCUUGUCAUCGGUGGGCUAUCGCUCUAUGCAACCAAAUAGCUGGUAUCCAGGUGAUGCUUCCAAGGAAAUCCUGACUUAUACUACGAAUCGCCUGGGCGUUCUGAGCUUUGCCAACGUUCCGCUCUUGAUCCUGUAUGCCGGCCGCAACAAUGUUCUCCUAUACCUAACCAACUGGUCGCAUGGAACAUUUCUGUUACUCCAUCGAUGGGUUGCGUUCCUCUGCACCUUGCAGGCCGUCUUGCACUCUGCAAUUUAUUUGCAAAUAUACGUUGCUUCCGGCGAACACUCAAGCGAGAGCCAACUUGGAUACUGGUAUUGGGGGGCCAUCGCUACCUUGGGCAUGUCCAUUCUGCUUCCGACAUCAGUGUUCCCGAUCAGGGCAAAGAUGUACGAGAUGUUCCUUGCCUGGCACAUUGCAUUGUCUGUUUUGAUUGUUGCGGGAUGCUACUUGCAUAUUCUCUACCGGUUCAACCAUCAGUGGGGCUACGAAGUGUGGAUCUUCGUUGCAAUGGCGGUUUGGGGCUUCGAUAGGGUUAUGAGAUUCGCUAGGAUAGCUCGAAAUGGUUGGAAGACUGCCACGAUCACUGUCAUUGACGACGACUACGUCCGAGUCGAUAUUGAAGGCGUGUGCGGCAACGGACAUGCUUACCUCUAUUUCCCAACUCUUACGUGGCGUGUCUGGGAAAACCAUCCAUUCUCCGUGGCCUCGACGGUUCUUCCAGCAACAGUUCAACGCAAUCACAGCACCAAAGUGUCCGCACCGAGCAUCGACGUGGAAAAGAACGGUAUGCACAAGUCCAUCGACUCAGCCGACCCCAGUUCGAUCGAAGCCAGCAGCGAAGAAAGUCUGCCCAUAAUUCAUACUAAAGUGGGAAUGACUUUCCUACUCCGCACAGGUAAUGGCUUGACGUCCCAAAUCCGUUCGCAUACCUCUCUGCCAGUUCUUGUCGAAGCACCAUAUGGUUCACACCCGGACCUGUCCGAACAUUCCUUGAUGAUCGGUAUCGCCGGAGGUGUUGGAAUUACGGCUGUUAUGCCCUACAUUCGUGCCCAUCCCGGACGAACUAAGCUUUUCUGGGGUGCGAGGACCUCUGGCAUUGUCGAGGCGACGAAGAGCACUCUGAAGGGUGUUGACAAGGAGUUGUUUGUUGGAGAGAGGAUGAAUGUGAUCGAGGUUUUGGAGCGAGAGCUGUCCGAUCCGACGGAGAAGGCCGUGGUAGUGGUUUGUGGACCUCCGACCUUGGCUGACGACGUGAGAAUGGCCGUGUCAAAGCUCGGAAGUGGCAAGGAACAAGUCUCGAUAACCUUGGUGGAUGAGGCGUUCAGCUGGUAG
This is a messenger RNA of Venustampulla echinocandica, 2097 nucleotides long. RefSeq lists its product as uncharacterized. Gene Ontology annotation, biological process: copper ion import; intracellular iron ion homeostasis; iron ion transport. The coding region runs from base 1 to 2097 and encodes 698 amino acids. Lineage: Eukaryota; Fungi; Ascomycota; Leotiomycetes; Helotiales; Pleuroascaceae. The transcript is spliced from 2 exons. Gene Ontology annotation, cellular component: plasma membrane. Gene Ontology annotation, molecular function: ferric-chelate reductase activity. The record is from RefSeq and is a predicted model, not a curated record.